AUGCCACCGUCUUUACGAAAAGCAUGCCACGCUUGCACAGCCUCAAAGCGCCGGUGUCGUCCUCAACUACCCAAGUGCUCUCGAUGCUUAGAAAGAGGCCUGGACUGCACAUAUGAUCUCGAGCCCGUCUCGAACCUAACAACGACCGGUACAGACCACAUCCUCCCCGCACAGCAUCCUGUCCGCCAAGUUCUACCUACUCGAUUGUACGACUCGGUCGCCGCCGCCCAUGCUGAUGCGAUUCGUUCGUAUACGCCGCAAGGCUACGACCUGCAGAAGGGCGUGCAGGUGAUGGCUAACCCCGAAACUUUUGAGCUGACCAAGCUGCACCUCAGAAGGAUACCUCUGCUGACAUUCCAACAUCGGUCGACGCUGUAUGUCCAUGCCCAGGUCUUGUCUGCUGGUGAAGGCUUAUCAGCAAUUCCGCUGGUAGCCGCGCGAUCAGAUCCGCCUUCACGAGCAGAUUCGACAUCGGGUAUCGUGCCCACGGAAAAGCGGCGCCUACUAUCAUUGAACGUCCGGGAUUUGACAUUUACCCAGUUCAUGGCAGUCUUCCAUGAGCUGAUUGCCAUCGUGCUGGCUUCCUAUUUAGACAAGAGUCAGACGGAUGUCGUAGCCUCGGAUUUCCAAAACCUGUCUGAGCUGUUCACCACCUGGGCUCAGCACUUCUACUCCAUACUGCCGGAGUCACUGGACAGUAGUCUUUCCGCAUGGCAGGCCUGGGUUAUAGCGGAGAGCGGCCGGAGAACGAUGAUCUGCAUCGACAUGAUUCGAGGGGUCAUGGAGAUCCUGCGGCUGGGAUACUGCUAUUAUCGACCGGGGAUUGAGGCUUUGCCCUUCGAUGCAAGGACGGGCCUGUGGGAAGCAAAUAGCGAGGAAGAGUGGCGGUCUGCCCUGGCUAGCCAUGGUGGUGAAGAGUGCAGUCUGAUGUCCUGGCACGAGUUCAUUGAGAGUGGAGGGCCAGCGCCACGUAAGGAACAUGAUGGCAUGCUACAGCGACUCCUCCUCGUGGGCUAUUUCGGCAAGGUUGCUGCGCAAUACCAAAUGAAUGCCGAUGACCAAUUCCAAAACCAUGGGACUCCUUCAACCUAG
Molecule: messenger RNA, 1092 nt
Organism: Capronia coronata CBS 617.96
Lineage: Eukaryota; Fungi; Ascomycota; Eurotiomycetes; Chaetothyriales; Herpotrichiellaceae
Exons: 1
Coding region: 1-1092 (363 amino acids)
Biological process (GO): regulation of DNA-templated transcription
Molecular function (GO): DNA-binding transcription factor activity, RNA polymerase II-specific; zinc ion binding
Source: RefSeq, a predicted model, not a curated record